CUGUAAUAACAGUAGAGAUUCAAACAUGAGAGAAAAAAGCCAAAGUUGGUUCUUACAUGACAGUGAUCAAAGAUUUUGCUGUAUUGUUAUUUGAUAUUGUGUCAGUAUCUCUGAUACAGUUUUUACAGAAAAAAAAAGUUAAAAAAAAACCGAAUAAAAACACAACAAAAAUUCAUGUCAAACCGAGUAAAAUAUACUCUCUUGGGUAAUUAAAAAAUCAUUAGUUCUUGGGAAGUGUAAAGAUUUCUCACAGAAGAGGACCACGCCUAGAGAUUGGAAUAUCAUUGUCAAGUAAUACUACUAACAAUAACUCAAUUUUCAUCAUCAUCAAAAUUUCAGCAGGUGAGUUUCCUGGUUCUGAAGUUUCAAACCUUGCUGUUUUAAGUUCAUUUCAACACUAAGUGUUGGGAUUUUUAAUUUGUUUGAGGAGUAUUAAGGAAGUACAAUCAUGAUGUAUGGGAGGUAGAACAGCGAGAACUGGUGUAAAAGAUGAGAAGAAAGCAGCAAAAGGAAUGUGGAGCUUUGAUUCCCAAUUUCAAGUUACCAACACACUUUGUAUAAAAGGAAGCACGAUCCAUUCAUUCCCCGUUUCUGAUUUUGGGAUAUUCAAUCAAUCUGUUGGAUUUCGCAUAGAGGAUGCUGCUACCCUGAGUGGAAGAUUUGACAUGACAUGUGGCAGUGCAGACGCUGUGUUUAAUUCGGCAAAAGCAAGUGGCCAAGCAGUUUCUCCAGAUUGCAACCAUAUUGGCACUUUGGAUAAGACUCCAACUUCAUUUGCUAUAAAUCGAUCCGCCACCCAAGUUGAAUCUAGAUUGCCAUUAGAAAAAGUUCAACAAACAAAUCUGGUCUCCAUAUCUAGUGGUUAUACAGAAAACUGGGGAGAAUCCAAUAUGGCUGACGCUAGUCCGAAGACUGAUAUCUCAACUGAUGCGGACACAGAUGAAAAAAGUCAGAGGUCUGAUAGAGGAAAAUUAAAUGCUGUUGUGGCUUCUGAUUCUAGUGACAGAUCAAAGGGUAGUUUGGAUCAAAAGACUCUUCGUAGACUUGCUCAAAAUCGUGAGGCUGCAAGAAAAAGCCGAUUGAGAAAGAAAGCAUAUGUGCAACAGCUGGAGAGUAGUCGUUUGAAGUUGACACAAUUAGAGCAGGAACUCCAGCGGGCUCGGCAGCAGGGUAUAUUCAUAUCAAGCGCAGGAGAUCAAAGCCAUGCGAUGGGUGGAAAUGGUGCCAUGGCAUUUGAUGUAGAGUAUGCCCGGUGGUUGGAAGAGCAAAAUCGACUAAUUAAUGAGCUGAGAACGGGAGUUAAUUCUCAUGCAGGCGAUGCUGAACUUCGUAUUAUCGUUGAUAGUGUAUUGGUUCACUAUGAUGAAAUCUUCAGGUUGAAGAGCAAUGCAGCUAAAGCGGAUGUUUUCCAUUUGUUGUCUGGCAUGUGGAAAACACCUGCUGAGAGGUGUUUCUUGUGGCUUGGUGGUUUCCGUUCAUCUGAGCUUCUAAAGCUUCUUGUAAGCCAAUUGGAGCCUUUGACAGAGCAACAGUUGGUGGGAAUUAGCAACUUGCAACAAUCCUCCCAGCAGGCUGAAGAUGCAUUAUCUCAAGGGAUGGAAGCCUUGCAGCAGUCUCUUUCGGAGACAUUGUCCACUGGUUCUUUAGGCUCGUCCGGAUCAUCUGGGAAUGUGGCAAACUACAUGGGUCAAAUGGCCAUGGCCAUGGGAAAGCUAGGUACCCUUGAGGGGUUUAUUCGUCAGGCUGAUAAUCUACGUCAGCAAACGCUACAACAAAUGCAUCGGAUAUUGACAACCCGCCAGUCAGCUCGUGCACUGCUUGCGAUACAUGAUUACUUCUCCAGAUUACGGGCUCUUAGUUCCCUCUGGCUUGCUCGGCCAAGAGAGUGAAAAUGUCCUGUUUCUUACUGGAACUGAUAUAGGUCCUGCUGGAAAAUCUCAACUUGAUAACUUUCGGUCUACUCAUUAAACCAUGUAGCAUGUCUUUUAAUUUCUAUAUUUCUUGUGCUUUAGUUUCAGUAAUCCUUGCCAUUAUGUGUAUUAAGGUGUUUAGUCUUGUAUUGCUUGUUUUCAAAUGAUCAUGUAAUAUAAACUUUUUCUCCAAAGUUAUAUUUGUCUUUGUCAUUUACAUCUUUUACGGCAACAAUCAAUCAUCAGUAGAAGUUUCUCCAAUGUUCUUCAGAAUUGGUCCUGGAAAAGAGUUGUUCCUUGAAGACAGAAUCCUGUAACUAGAACAAAGUGGAAGUGGACCCUCAAACGAGUUAAAACUUAGGUCUACAUCAGAGGUUGACUCAAUUGAUGAAAUAGGCUAACUUAAUUAAUAGGAUCAUAGAGGCUAGCUCAAUUGGUAACUCUUCGAAAUGAGUGGUUGUCGGUUUGAGUGUAGUGAUGAUCUUUGUUGAGAUUAUAUUGAAUCUAUGAUUUGUAAAAAAAACAAAAAAGAAAAUUAGGUUUACAGCAAUGGCAGCUGGUGCAAAUUUUAGUGAUAUGGAAGCCAUCGUUUUAACUUGUUAUUUUAGAGACACAAAUUUCGAAGCUGUGGACUUUGAUCCCAUCCCAAAACCAGUCAGGUAUUACAAAGGGACCUCAGUUCCCAUAGAUUCAGGUAUUGGCUCUCCCAUUUAAAGCUGCUACAACACAUGCAUUUUGAAGGCAAGGCUGAUCAUAUGGAUAUCUGAAGUCAAGCUUGGUGACAUGAGCCGUCAGCUUGUUGGAACCAACACCAGACCAUCUAAAGCAAUCCCUGCCAAACCAAGAAGAAAGCCUGAUUGAGUGAUCUUUAAGGCCUGCUUUGAACUCGUGAAGUGCUUUCCUCUGAAUUUGAUUGCAACUUGCUGAGAGGUUGCUGGUGGAAACGGCCUUUUGGCUAAAAAGUUGGUUUUCACUGUAACCUCAAUGCUAAAUGGAUGGAAAAGUUGAGCGU
Durio zibethinus is the source of this 2922-nucleotide messenger RNA. Its product is annotated as transcription factor TGA2.2-like. The record is from RefSeq and is a predicted model, not a curated record. Gene Ontology annotation, biological process: DNA-templated transcription; regulation of DNA-templated transcription. NCBI's taxonomy places the organism in Eukaryota, Viridiplantae, Streptophyta, Magnoliopsida, Malvales, Malvaceae. Gene Ontology annotation, molecular function: DNA-binding transcription factor activity; sequence-specific DNA binding.